Molecule: messenger RNA, 153 nt
Organism: Purpureocillium lilacinum
Lineage: Eukaryota; Fungi; Ascomycota; Sordariomycetes; Hypocreales; Ophiocordycipitaceae
Source: RefSeq, a predicted model, not a curated record
AUGACAACGAGAGUCGGGGAUACCAUGCCAGCCAUGCCGCCCAUGAUGUACAUAGUUGCUCUUCUUUGUGCAUUUGGUCGCGCGUUUCCAAGUCGCUCUGCGCAGUUCAGUGGUCGCGUUGGAGUUGAAUCCCACGCAUCUACGAGAAUGUAA